AUGAAGUUGUACCAGAAAUGGUUUGAUACUGGAAUGAGCUCUAUUUUCAGUGCUAUUGCAAAUAAAAAGUAAGUUGACCUACAACUUUAUUUACCAUUUAUAUGGUUCGCCCAAUAACUAGUACAAAAUCAAGUUUCAAUAUUUACUUAAACAAGAUAAAACUUACUCUACUAAUGUUAGGUUAUCAUUUACCCCAUCAUUUUAGGUUAAAGAAACGCAGAAAGUCAAUAACAAAGAAAUUUGGCAAGUGCUCGGCAGAAGCAGACGACCUUAAAAAGCAUGCUCGUUGUGUAUCAAACUUAUUGAAGAACAAGUACCAUGCCAAUAAGCCACAGACAAUAAGCAGGUUCAACAGAUAUCAACCGAAAGUACUUGAAAGUACAGAAGAAAGUGCGUUCAAGCAGGUCAGAAGCAGAAGAUCGAUUAAAACUGUAGAAUCUUAUCACAUUAAGAAUAGUAAAGCAGUUAUUAGUCCAAUGAUGCAAGUAAGCAUUCAUAAAUUUUUAAAAUUUACGUCUGUCAUAAAUGUCAUUCUUCAUGACAUCCUGUACGCAACUUUUAAACAUUAGCUAGGCCAUGGCGAAAUCAAAUUAAACAUAGCCAGUUCUAAUGUUUCCAUUUCAGAUAGCCAGAACGGUUUACGAAUCAGUAAAGAAAGCCACAAACAAAACCGAACUGCCAAAAUGGCAAGACACCGUGCAAAAGCUACAAGAACAAAAAGUCGAGCUGAAGAAGAAAAAGAAACUCUUAGAAGACAACUCCGAAGAAAACUUGGACAAUAUGGGUUUGAAAGGCCUACAGGCUCAGAUCAACAAGAAUGACAUUGAAUUUGACGGAGAUUUGGAAGAGAUUCAAAAAGACCCUGUAAAGACGAAGAAGCUUCUGUCAGAUCUAAAGAAGAAAAAACAAAACACUCUUGAGGGCAAAACAGUGGAGUUGAUCAGAAGUGCAAUGGAACUAGGGUACAAGUUGGCUGGACAAAACACAACCAACUUCUACAACAACAACCUCAAGAUUGCAUCUCCCAAAUUCUUAGAGUUGUUCCCUGAGAAACAAGACAAUGACACUGUAAGAAAUAUAGCAAUUUUUUAACUUUAACUUUUUUAAAGCUAGGAUACCUCCGCUGGUCUUCAUUAAACCUAUUAAAAUUUGACUAAAAUAGAUAAAUAUAUUAAAACUCAGACUAAAACAUUUUUAGAUUAACCUGAUCUCGCCGUCACUGUUUGCGUUACACGACAGUAAAGACCCUAUCGAAAACUUGACAAGUAUUCCAACAUUAAUGAAGGAUGUGGGUCUACAAGACCAACAACUGUGGAUGGACAUUAUCAUGGAAGCUGCUGGAAUCAACAAUCAUUCAGAACAAUUAGAAGAGGUAUGGAAUAAAUAAUUUAGCAUAAACCAAUUAUAAUAAUGAUUUUUGCUAUAAAUAUGUUUUAAUGGCUCCUUUAAAGACCAUUUCAUAUCAUUUUGAGUAUUUUCAGAUUUAAAAAUAAUAUAUUUAUAAAGUAAUUACUUAGGAACAAAUGCCUUACAGAAAAUAAAAGCCGAAGGAAGACAAGACACAGAAGACCUGAUAGAUGGCAUCAAGAAAAUGGUGGACGAAAAUGGAGUUCCGUUAUACCAAACCCAACAAAACGCCACAGUACUUGGUACUCCGAAUGCAACAUUUGAGUAUUGGGAAAAGAUUAGAAACUCGUAUUCAAAAGAACAGGUAAGUAACAAUACAAAGUAAAUAAAAAUAUAUUACAUAAUAGAUAGGUAAGCAUCCGCUUAACUUAACCUAAUAUAAUAUUACUAGGUUGUUCAAAAAGUAAUGAGCAAGUCUUAUAAUAUUUGAAAAAACAAAAAAAACCUUUCAAAAUUACCUUUUUGAAUAAUUUUAGCUACGUGAAAUGAAUCACACUGGCUAUGCCAUUCUACGCAAAGACCAAAUAGAAACUCUUUAUGGACCCGCCUCACCUAUGAGAAACGAUGAGAAGUACCACAUGCUAAUGAACAUGACUGAAGAUGAAAUCCACACCCAAAUCGACGAAAAUAUCCACGAACUUGCCGAAGUAGAAAACUUUAAAUUGCGACAAAAAGACAUAGUAUUAUCCCCAGUAUACUUCACAUGGGUAGUACUGAAUCCCGCUCUCACUUCCCAACCCUACAUCUUGUCACCAUUGGCGUUUGAUCCCAUUAUUUUGUCUCCUUCCAUUUGGGGUGCUGUCAUUCUAACUCCGUGGAUAUUCACACCAUUUGUUUUGUCUCCACGUAUUUUAGGUGGAAUCAUCUUGUCUCCAUGGAUCUUCGGUCCUAUCAUUCUGACUCCAAUCGCUUUACAUCCUGCCAUUUUGUCACCAGGUGUGUUCAAUCCCAUCGUCCUCUCGCCACUGUUGUUAACACCAUUUAUUUUAUCGCCCCAGGUCUUUACCCCAUUGAUUUUGAGUCCAUUGUGUCUUGAUCCGAUCAUUCUGAAUCCUCUGGUAGGUUCACCAUUAGUUUUGUCGCCUUUCGUGCUGACUCCGACAAUCUUGUCACCACAUUUCUUGGGAGGCCUGAUUAUGAGUCCUUACGCUUUAUCACCUGUUAUAUUGUCACCACUUACUGCUUUCGUAGCUUUGUUAUCACCUAGUUGGCUUAGUUAA
Messenger RNA from Bursaphelenchus okinawaensis, 2627 nucleotides. The record is from the annotation of a GenBank genome assembly. NCBI's taxonomy places the organism in Eukaryota, Metazoa, Nematoda, Chromadorea, Rhabditida, Aphelenchoididae.